Messenger RNA from Exophiala dermatitidis NIH/UT8656, 1713 nucleotides. RefSeq lists its product as uncharacterized. Gene Ontology annotation, biological process: transmembrane transport. Lineage: Eukaryota; Fungi; Ascomycota; Eurotiomycetes; Chaetothyriales; Herpotrichiellaceae. The transcript has 2 exons. The record is from RefSeq and is a predicted model, not a curated record. Bases 1 to 1713 code for a protein of 570 amino acids. Gene Ontology annotation, molecular function: transmembrane transporter activity.
AUGUUUGCAGCUACGAAGUCUCAAUUGGCUACAUACCUGCUAGGGGUCUGCCCGUUUUCGAUCGCUUUCCUGGUCUUCCUGAACUCAACGGUCUCGUUUGUGAUCACAGAUAUCAUCGGCCGGGGCCAUGGCGUCGGAGAUGCCGUUGGCAGUUUGGGAUUCGCUGACGAGCUGGUCGCGAUGUUCGCAUGUCCGAUCUGGGGCGUUCUGUCCGAUUAUAUGGGUCUGCGUUUUGUCUGUGUUUGCGGAUAUCUGAUCAUAUGUCUAGCAUUGGCGUUAUUUGUUCAGGCGCACAAUGUGUACCCUCAGCUGCUACUCACGAGACUCCUGUUCAGUCUUGGAGGUGCGGCGGCAUCCACGAUGGUGACGGCUAUCCUUCCCGCCGUUGCUGCAGGCACUUCCAACGAGCUGACUGACCCCGGUUUGACGAGAGAUGGCCACGCUGAUGGCGGCGCUGGACACGCUUCAAGCCCUUCCAUUGCCUCGGAACUGACGAUCACACCUGCAACAUUCAUGUCUCAACCACGCAGACGUCGCAGUCCUCCUAGUACCACAAAGCCUGAGCCAGACAUUUCCCGCUCAACGAAUCAAAUCGCUGGUUUCGUCGGAAUGUUUACUGGUUGCGGUGCUCUCAUCGCCCUGAUGGUGUUCCUUCCCCUCCCGGCCAAGUUUCAAUAUGCUGGAGUCGGGAUGAAGGACUCUCUGAAGUACAGCUUUUACAUUGUGGCCUUCAUAGCAUUCAUCUUGGCCGUCUGGUGCUUCAUUGGUCUCCGGCAUCUUCAGGAGACAUCCAAGGAACAUGGAUCAGGCCACCCGAGCCCUCGGCCUGAGCUAAGCAUGCCAGUGCUUCGAAGGUAUCUGCGUGACAUGUUCGACAACUUCGUUAAAGCUAUUUCCAAUGGUUUCAAACGUCCUGAGAUAGCGCUGGGUUACCUAGGGGGAUUUGUGGCUCGUGCUUCGUCCGUUGGUAUCUCACUCUUUAUUCCACUCCUGGUCAAUGCCAUGUUCAUGUCCUCCGGCCUAUGCACAGACAAUAUCUCCGAGGGAGGCCCUGCGGGUCUUCCAGACAUUAAAAGAAAGUGUCCGCGCGCAUAUAUUGUCGCAGCGGAGUUGACAGGGACUUCAGAAAUGGUGGCUCUUGUUGCCGCUCCCCUAUUUGGUUAUUGGUCAGCAAGAGCUUCAAGAAAGGAAAUUCCUCUUCUUUGCUCCUCAAUCGCUGGAUUAAUCGGGUAUCCGCUGUUCCCCAAUUUAUUCGAUCCCGAUGGCGAGAACACAGCUCGCCGUAUUGCAGCCUUCCUCUCCGUUUCCUUGAUUGGCUUCAGCCAGAUUGGAGCAAUUGUGUGCUCCUUGGGCACUUUGAGCAGUGCAAUUCUUCGGAAAGAACCCGGCCCAGCUGGGCCUCCAGAGGGGAUUGCCGGUGACAACGAUGUUGCUGCAACAGAGAAUCAGCCACUUCUGGAUUCGGUGGGACAGCCAGCCAAAGACGUGUCUUUGUCCACCGUCAAGGGUUCUGUUGCUGGUGUAUACUCAUUCUACGGGGGUGCCGCAAUUUUGAUAUUGACCAAAGGGGGUGGUCUUCUAUUUGACAAGGUGUCUUUAGCCGGUCCCUUCUACAUCAUGGCUGCUUUCAACGCAGUAUUGAUGCUUGAUUGUGCAGCUUUAUGGCUUGGGGGCACGAAAGCGCAGCCUCGCGGGCCUUCCGGAACGACCUAA